Molecule: messenger RNA, 1938 nt
Organism: Harpegnathos saltator (Jerdon's jumping ant)
Lineage: Eukaryota; Metazoa; Arthropoda; Insecta; Hymenoptera; Formicidae
Product: transcription factor E2F4
Exons: 8
Coding region: 153-1118 (321 amino acids)
Biological process (GO): regulation of transcription by RNA polymerase II
Cellular component (GO): RNA polymerase II transcription regulator complex
Molecular function (GO): DNA-binding transcription factor activity, RNA polymerase II-specific; protein dimerization activity; RNA polymerase II cis-regulatory region sequence-specific DNA binding
Source: RefSeq, a predicted model, not a curated record
AUAAAUCAACUUUAAAACAGUUCCGUUAACGACAGUAGAGACGCGCUCAUAUUUGAAUGACCGUUGCACGUUAACUAGGAUGGCGUCUGUGGUGUUGCGGCAAUUUCGAAGGGACGUAGCGAGUUUUGAAAAUUUUGACAACGACGUCGAGCAUGGCAGAUAAUCAGCAGAGUCGAUUCGAGAAGUCCCUCGGAUUACUGACUACUCGCUUCGUUACUUUACUGCAGAAAGCAAAGGACGGCGUGCUAGAUUUGAAAGUCGCUGCAGAUAUCUUGGAAGUUAGGCAAAAGCGACGAAUCUAUGAUAUCACAAAUGUCCUUGAGGGUAUCGGCCUUAUAGAAAAGAAGAGUAAAAACAGCAUUCAAUGGAAGGGUGCAGGACCUGGUUGCAACACUCAGGAGGUUGGUGACAAGCUGAUCGACCUAAAGGACGAGAUCAGAAAAUUGGAAGAUCAUGAACAUCUACUGGACACGCACAUGCAGUGGAUUCAGCAGAGUAUAAAGAAUAUAGAGAAUGAUGUGAUAAAUAGGAAGUAUGCAUAUAUCACUUACGAGGAUGUAAAAGAGAAUUUUCAAGAACAAUUUGUACUAGGAAUUCAAGCUCCUUCUGAUACAGAAUUAACAGUACCAAAUAUUUCAAAGGAUAAUGCUGUAUUAAAUUACAACAUGCACUUGAAGAGUAAUUCAGGUGAAAUCAAGGUGUAUACAAUCCAACCUGAGUUAGCUAAAACUUAUGAUAAUAAAGUAUUAGAGAUGCGAUUACAAGAGGAAUCUAAAGGCAUAAAGCGGAUGAGUGAAGAGGAUGAAAAGAAAGAAGAAGUUAUUGUCAAACCAAAGAGGAAAGUUGGCAGGCCACCAAAAAGCAGCACUAAGCCAGAUCCAGUAUUAUCCGACGACGAGGAAGAAGAAGAUGCAGAAAUAAUAGAAGCUAAAAUAAUACUGCGUGAUGUAAACACUACAGAUAAUUUUCAAAAUGAUGUAGAGUUGCUUGAACAACUUUAUUCUGAUUUUUGUGGACCAUUAGUAAGACUCAGUCCACCACCAGGAGAAAGAGAUUAUCAAUUUAAUCUUAGUGAGAAUGAAGGUAUAUGUGAUUUGUUUGACAUUGCAACGCAAUGAGUGUUGGUUUAGUAUAGCAUUUUGAUUUAUACAACGGACCGUGCCAACAUUAAACAGUGCGAAAUUUGGGCAUCUACUGAAAUUGGCAUUAAGGAGAAUUUGUGCACAUAAUUUUAAAGAGUUGAGUGGGAAUUGCAAUCAUUGAGAGAGAAUAUACAAUAUUUUUUUAUUAAAAAUUUGAGAAAAGCUUAAGAUGCAACAUUGUAAAAAUGUACCUUUGUACAACAAAUGUUUUGGCUGCUGUCCUUGUUUUGUACAGUGGUGGAUGUAGGAUAUGAAAAGUUUUCAGGACGUCUUUUUAUAUACGUAUUAGAAAAGAAAUGACCUUUGUAACUUUAGGAUCACUAUGCAAGCUUGCUUUAUGAUACAUAAAAAUUAAUGAUGUAGAUACAUAUAAUUAUAUAUUUCAAAUAUAAUUAUACAUUUACGGGGCGAAUUAUCAAUAUCGUGAUUAACAAAUUACGAUUCUAUGUUACAUACAAGACAAGAAGCUGGUUAUAAUAUAUAUACAUGUACAUACAAAGGAAAUCUAGUGAUUUUUAUAAUUAGCGCAAUAAAUUGUCAUAAAGUAAGCUUUUCUCUAAUGUUGAACUUUUGUAAGAAUUUACCUACAAGUGUCGGCGUCUUAGGCAGAAAUUAUAUUAUGUAUCAUCGUGCAUGUAUUCUGCAUCUUAAGAUAUUUUAUUGUAAUUGUAUGUACACACAGUCUCCUAUUUACCACCACAGCCAGUUACUAUUGACAAUACAUCUAUCUAUUCAUAUUUAUGUACAGUAUAUUUUCCUUAUCGCAGAACAAUAUAAAAGAUCGUUGAAUCAGUUA